Rotaria sordida is the source of this 204-nucleotide messenger RNA. Lineage: Eukaryota; Metazoa; Rotifera; Eurotatoria; Philodinida; Philodinidae. The record is from the annotation of a GenBank genome assembly.
AUGGUACUCGGAAUAGCUACAAAAAAUGGAUUACGAUUAUUUAAUAGAUAUGAUCUAACAAAUUCUACAAUGAAUAGAAAAAGUUUAUCAUUUAGUGCAGCUGUUCUAAUGUCAAUUGUUGGAAUUGGUGUUUCACUAUUUAGUACAAAUAAAUUAUUAAUUGCUUCAUCAUCAACUCGACCAAUAUGGACUCCAUCAAAAUGA